Topomyia yanbarensis is the source of this 14366-nucleotide messenger RNA. RefSeq names its product probable helicase with zinc finger domain (gene Helz). NCBI's taxonomy places the organism in Eukaryota, Metazoa, Arthropoda, Insecta, Diptera, Culicidae. Gene Ontology annotation, molecular function: metal ion binding; protein binding; helicase activity. The coding region runs from base 516 to 6887 and encodes 2123 amino acids. The transcript is spliced from 5 exons. The record is from RefSeq and is a predicted model, not a curated record. Gene Ontology annotation, cellular component: cytosol; P granule. Gene Ontology annotation, biological process: regulatory ncRNA-mediated post-transcriptional gene silencing.
UCUCUAUCUCGCCUCAAAACGUCCAUUGUGUCAAAAGUGUAAAAAACGACGUCUUUUCAAUUCACUCUAAAAUACAGCUAGACAAAAUGUAACAUUUCCUGAUAAAAUGUAUUUUUUAGUUCUUUUAAAAUCGGAUAGAAAAACUAGUUCCGGAUUUUUUUGGAUUGGUCUGUGCAUAGCAGAGUCAGUGCUUGUGCUGUUACUAUAAAAAGUAUUAGUGUUUGGGAACUUAUUACUGAAAGCCUAGAAGGAUUACCGGUAAAAGGAAAUAAGUGACCAGAUUUUAUUGGUGUAACUAUACAACGAUAACAUUGAACAUCUAGACAACUACCUAGACGAUACCUCUGGAAAGACUGGAUAAUAAAUGCAAAGCAUUCAUUCGUGAGUGCGUUCCGGAAGAUUACAAUCCACAGUGCGAAUGUGUGUGUAUCGAGCAACGUUGACCAAUACGUAUUCUCAACGACAUCGAGGUCGUGUUUGGUUCCUUGGUUGCGGGUCUCCUCCGCAGCAAUACAAUGACCGAGAGUCAGGCCAGUGAACAUCUCCGGAACCGACAGUGGCAAAAAGCGAAAGAUAUAUACGAUGAACUCCUAAGCACGUCUCAAAACAAUUGUAAACUCUCGAAGGAGCGCACCAUAUCUUGCUUAUAUGGCCGAACAGAAUCCUGUUUGGAAUUAGAAAAAUACGACAUUGUCGCCGAAGAUUGUCGUCAUCUGUUGAAUCUGCUCAAUGACAACGAGACUGGGGCGAGUCGUGCAGUGGGUUCCACCAGCCCUGUACCGUCGUCUGCAUCGUCCUCUUCUUCAACGUCGUCGAGCUCAUCAUCGCAGAACAAUCCAACAGCAACUACAGAAUCUAAGGUUCGCAAACGAUUAAUCCAUUCGCUUUAUAAACAGCAGAAGUACAGUGAGGCUGAAAUAAUUCUUCAAGAAUGGGCCAACAACCAUAACCAUCAUCAGGAUAUCAACCGUUAUUUGGAUCGACUGAAAUCUGUAUUGAGAAUGGCAUCAGCUAAUUCAUCGCCUACACCAGCUCCAUGUGGAUCGGACCAGAUUUCAACCUUGGGUGGGGUGCCCAAAGUAGGUGAUACUGUUUCAUGUUUGCCUUCUUCUGAUUCAUCCGGUGGUCCAUCGUCUACACCAACAUCAACCAUUUCUUCGCUUUCAUCACUGAAUGAUGAGUACGAACAGAUUGAGAUUAAGUUAGAAAAUCUCAUCAUUAACAAUCUUCCACCGGAUCGAUACACAAAACAGUUAAAUCAAAUUGAAAACAAUAUGCGAGCAACACAUGGCAAUCAAGAAAACUCCCAGGAGGCUCAUAUGACCAUUAACGAUCAGGCCACAAAUUCAAGGGAACAUAAGUCAAAUGAAAAAGAACAAGGCAUCAAUAUCUCCGUCACCAACACCGACAAUGAAAAUGGCGAAACUAGCAAUAGUACACUCGAUACGAGCGGUAGCAGCAGUGUUAUUGGAAAUAGAAUAGUUACUAGUAACGAUUCUGUUGCGGUAAGAACCACAAUUUCGACAUUAGCAGCGGAAGCAGAAGACGAAUUGACUUCUGCGUCAAAUACAGAUUCCAGUCAUAUUAAUAACUUCCAGAAGCAACUUGAUAAAAUCGCUAACAUAAGCUGCGUCUACUGUACCAUGACAUUUGUUGAUCGAUCGGAACUACGGGCCCAUUGCCAAACCGAGAGUCAUCAGAAUAUUAUCAUGUCGGAUGAAGGCCGGGAUUGGAAAUGGCGUCCACCACCUCGUGGUUUCACAGCUGAAUCUUAUUCUUUGUGUGAGAACUACUUGGAUAAUCAAACGUGCCACUACGGGAACCAGUGCGUCGAAGCACACGGAAUCGACGAACUAAAUGAGUGGAAGGAACGGUUUGAGUAUCGUAAAAAGAAGUUACAGCGAGCACGAGACAAGGAGUUGUAUGGAAAAAGUUAUACUGAACAACUGCUGGAACGUUGGGUGCAGGCACCUAGUCCCGAUAAAGUGAUGAAGGAAAAAAUCGAAGGUGUAGAAGAGUCCUGCUCGCAGGAUCUUGUGACCACGGUUAGCUCCAAAGUAAGCAAACGCGAGUGGACAUUUGUGUUAAAAACUAGAAGACUGCUGAGAGCAGUUGCAUUACUCCAGGAUGCACAUCGUAAUCAUUUUCUAAUCAAGCAAAUAUUUCCGGGCGAGCCAAGAAGUGGAAGCGUCUGCAAAAAAUUAGGUCAAACAAUAACUGUCAACAAAGUAGUUGAGGCAGAACUGACAUCUGAUCAGGAAUGGGUUGCAACAUCCGACUAUAGUAAGCUCGGUGAUUUGGCGAGUGAAACGAAUCCUCUGUUAGAGCAUCGAGUCAAGGUGAUUUUCAACACAGAUAUUUACGGUACGUUUCGCCAGGCGGUAGUAUUUGAUCUCGGUCACGAGCCAGUGCUAGUUAAACACCUAUGUGUUGACGUAGUUCCCGUAACUGAAGUAGAUAAGAUUCAAGAAAUUCGCAAGGAUAUCGUUAUGUCAACAUCGGAGCGAUGGGAUGAGACAAAUUCAGAAAUUAUAGAAUUCACAACAACCAUCAUUCCCCAUAUGCAGACGCCCGCUUAUGCUGCAGACGCAGAGCGUGAGAAAGAUUUGCUAUUGAGAUAUCCCCUGCCAAAGGCAUCUUCCUUUGUAUUAACACAGUCGACCAUCACUGAAAAGAAACUGACCAAAAACAACUACCGGAAUCGAAUUCACGAACUUCUAUAUGUAGAAGAGAUAGCUCGAUACGAGCAAAUUGCACGCUACAAUCUGACGACCCGACUUACAAUAGCGACUAACUAUUUGCUAACCCCAAGCGGAAUGGCUACUAGCACGGCAAAAUAUUCUCACUCUGGUGAACUAUUUGCCCUAAUGAAGCUCGGAAAAGAUGUUUCAGAGGAUACCUCUGCUGGGCGAUUGAUUUUAAACAACUGCCAAGCAGUUUUGAUUGCUUCCAAAGAACCUGUUCCUCCGGGGGAGAAACGAAAGGUCUAUGAGGCUGUGAUUGAAGACAAAGGAAAGAACAUGAUAUAUUUAAAAACUUCAGCCAAGGCAGUAGCGGGCCUUGGCUUAAAAGCAGAAACAGAAUUUAUUUCCGACAUCCAGUUUCAGCCGAAUCGUCUGACGUACUGUGAGUGGCACCACGCCAUCGACAAAAUUGCUGAUUUUAGAAUUAUUUUCCCGGACAUUUAUCUAGAACCGAGUAUUCCGUGGACACCACAGCGGCAGUGGGAUGCAUCGCUCGAUCCAAAACUAAAUUCAAAGCAAAGAGAAGCGGUUGUUGCUAUUACCACUCCAAUAGACGUGGCCUUACCUCCGAUUUUGCUAAUCGGGCCGUUCGGAACUGGAAAAACCUAUACGCUAGCACAGGCUAUCAAACAACUUUUGUUGCAACCGGAGUCGAAAAUACUCAUAUGUACGCACUCUAACUCGGCAGCCGAUUUGUACAUAAAGGACUACUUGCAUCCCUGGGUGGAAGAAGGCAUGGAAGAGGCCAAACCAUUACGCGUUUACUACCACAAACGAUGGGUGGCAACAGUCAACAGCAUCGUACAGAAGUAUUGUCUGAUUGACCUGAAUAUUAACGUGCGUAAUUUCCGUCGACCGACAGUCGAAGAUAUUCUCAAGUACCGCAUCGUGGUAGUAACUCUGAAUAUUUCUAUGGAACUGGCUUCAUUGGAAUUACCGAAAGGACACUUCACGCAUAUCUUCCUAGACGAAGCUGCUCAAGCAAUGGAGUGUGAAGCCAUUAUGCCCCUAGCGUUGGCAACCGAAAAAACGCGAAUCGUCCUAGCCGGCGACCACAUGCAGAUGUCACCUGAACUGUUUUCUAAUUUUGCAAAAGAACGUAAAUUGCACAUCUCAUUGCUUGAAAGGUUGUACGAUCAUUAUCCCAAUGACUUUCCAUGUAAGAUAUUACUGUGUGAGAAUUACCGUGCUCACGAGGCAAUUAUCAAGUUUACUUCGGAACUAUUUUACGAACAAAAGUUGAUCGCUUCUGGCAAGCAACCGAGACAUGAGAAAUUCUAUCCUUUGACAUUUUUCACUACCAGGGGCGAAGAUGUACAGGAUAAGAACUCGACGGCCUUUUACAACAAUUCAGAAGUGUAUGAAGUGGUCGAGCGGGUAUGUGAACUACGAAAGAAAUGGCCUAGCUCAUGGGGAAAGAUUAAUGACCAAAGCAUAGGGAUCAUGACACCUUACGCGGAUCAAGUUUUUCGAAUCCGAUCGGAACUUAGAAAGCGAAGAAUGGGCGGUAUUAGUGUGGAAAGAGUAUUGAAUGUACAAGGUAAACAAUUUCGAGCGAUUUUCUUAUCGACGGUGAGAACUAGACGUACGUGUACAACAAAUACUAGUGAAAUUAGCACUACGUCUGAGGAUGUGGACUAUGGUUUUCUAAGUAACUCCAAGUUGCUGAAUACAGCUAUAACCCGAGCACAAAGUUUGGUGGCGGUUGUCGGGGAUCCAGUAGCUCUGUGCUCGAUAGGGCGCUGUAGGAAGGUUUGGGAGCGCUUCAUCGAGAUUUGUUAUCAAAACAAAAGCUUAUUCGGAAUAACUUGGUCGCUGUUGAGAUCACAACUCGAUGGAGUUGAACUGAAAAAAACUUAUGUCUUGAAUCCCCUUGCUCCGGAAUUUAUACCACGUGCAUUACAGGCUGAAGCUUACCUUAGAGAGCAAGCAGCUAAUGUUACGGGCCAGUUCCACCAACAACCUCCGCAUCACAUUCAGCACACAAAUAAUUAUCAUCACCCGGUGAGUCAAAAUUUCUCAGGUGGCCACUCGGUUACAUCUGGUGGAAUGAUACGUCAAAUAGCACCCCAGAUGCAGCAACCUCAACCACCUUUCAUAAAUCACGGUCCCGGUAGUCAUACAGGACAUCCACCUUUACCGCAACAAACACAGCAACAGUUUCCUUAUCAAAACCACAUGUUCUUUUAUCAACAACAACAACAGCAACAGCAACAACCGCAGCCAAUGCGUGGUCCGCCACCACAUCCACCUUCCACGUUAGGACCACCUGUCCCACCCAAUAUUCCGCAGGCAGGGCCAACUGCAUUUCAGCAAAAUAAUCCAGCAAAUCUUUGGAACGCACCUGGCACGGCUGGACAUUUCCCCAUGGUACCAUCACCUGGAGGACGAAACACGCCGCCUGGAUGGCGAUUACCGCAAAAGAAUUCAGUUCAACCAGUACGUCCACAAAUCACCCAACACCAACAUAUGCCAAUAACGGCGAGCGGUAGACCACUAAUUCCUCCACCUAUGAGAAGUCCUGUGUCACAACAGCAGCAAUUAUCGGCAGUUCCCCAGAUGCCUUACUUACAACAGCAACAGCAGAAUAAAGCACUUCAAAAUUAUAGUCCUUUCCCACACCACCAACAGCAUCCCCCGGCCAUAGGUCACCAUCACCAGCAGCAACAACAAACACAUCAAAUGCACCAGAACCAUAUACGUCCUAUUCUUGGAGGUCCAAUCAGCCCCAGUUCCUACCAGCAGCAGCAGCAGCAACAACAACAAACUUCACUCUACUCUCAGCAAGAUCCUUAUUUGUCGAACCUGUCAAAUGAUCUGAUGGCCUCGAUUACAGCACGUGCCUCACAAAUGCAGCUUCCUCCUACACUACCCCAGCAAGCAUUAUUGCACCAGCAAACCCCGAAAUUAAAUUCAUUGCGUAUAGAUGAUCGCCAUACCCUCGACAAAGAUAUACAGUUUUUGCAGAAUGUUCACAUCCCAGACAAGUUUUCUCAGCCCACAACUAUUCAGCAACAACAACAUCAGCAUCAUUCCAAUACAGCUAUCAAUGCCGACUUAAAUCACUUACUGCCGCCUAAUAUGAGCUUCCUAGAUGUAGCUCUUCAGUCAAAAGAAUUCCAAUAUCUUUGGUUCAUUAAACUGGUGGAAACGCAAGGACUCGAAGCGGCAAAUAAAUUUACCGAUAUUCUUCGACAGGUUCCUUUGGCACCAAACACUGCUCAGCAUCAGCAGCCACAGAAGAAACUGAAUCCGACGAUGCCAUCCCAAGCGGAUAUGAUAUUGGAAAACAUAAUAAAUCCGAAUAAGGAUGUGCUCGGUUCUACCAGCCUACAUCAUUCAACAAUGCUGCAUCCACAACAGAAUGUCCCUUCAGUUCUUACCAAUGGUAAUGCAUUGUUGGGGCCUAACAAUGGUAAAAGUUUGCUGGAAGGGGUCGAUUUGUUUGGCAAUAUGUCAUCUUCUCUGCCGAAUGAGUUACCGCUUAUCAGUACCAAUCCACCAUCAACCACACAACAGUCAGUACCAUUGUAUCGUCGCCAAGCAGGUCAAAACUACCAGAACAACUCCGGCGGAACAUCUACUGCUCAAUCGAUAGCGUCAUCUACACCCGAUCUGCUGGACAAUCAUCUUCAGCAGUCUCUUUUUGAGUCUUUGGAUGGUAAACUUCAUGCAAACAAUAGCAGCAGUAUGCUUUUCGGUGGCGGUCAAAAUCAAAACCAAUUUGCUGCAGGUGAACAGGCUAACGGUUUUCAAGGGUUUGCCUCCAUCCACAACAUCGCGGCCGGUCUGAUGCAACAACAACACAACCUAAAUAAUCGCGAGUUCCUGCAUCAGUUGCAACAACAGCAAGCGCAACAUCAUCACCAUCAGCAACAGCAGCAACAUCAUUUGCAUGAUAGUCGAAACGUAUCCGCCGCAAGUACCGUUGAAGAAUUACUGAGCCGUCAAAAUCAAACUUACGCCAGUGUGCUUAGUCAGGGCGGUGGGUUGGGUCAGACUAACAAACAGCUCGGUGCACCAAAGGACGGUGUUGGCGGUGGUGUGGAUGGUGGAACCGGUUCUCCCGGCGUCGGAGACCCUUUUGCUGCCCUUAGAGAUCUCGGUCGAAAAAGUAAUGGCUUCUACAACUACUUUCAGUGAGCAUCCUCUUAGGGAAGGUGAGUCGAUCUUUUGAUAGCGUUAUGUGAUUAUGGUUCCCGAUCAGGCAGGGUAGACUACUGUCAAGCAUGCAACAUACCAUUCGAACUACUUGCUACCGAUAAGCAUAUUUUUCUGUGCGGUUUGUAGGGAAAUAUUAGAAAGAGGUAAUCAUCAAAAAUAAGUCAAAUAAAAUAAAUGGAAUUGGGCUCUCUGUGCAAAUAUGUAUUUUCAAUUGAAUUAUUUGCCACUGCCAUUUUUGUUAAAUCAUACUUCAUUGACUGGAUUCAAGAUAGUAAAUUACCUACUGAAUUUAAAAUAGAAAAUAUUCUGUUUCAUUGAGCACGUAUUAAGCAAAUAUUCUAUAUGCAUAACUAAGUUUAAAUGGUAGCGGCCCCCUCGAACCUGGAGUAUUAUAUCCAACUGAGAUAACUUAAUAGGAGUAAUACCAGCCAUUUUUAUUUCUUGAGCUAUUGCCAACAACUCCAAGUCAUUCGGUAUCUUUAUUCAAAUUGAAUUUUCGCGUAUAUUUACUUUGUUCUUUUUUGUACAAGCUCUUUCAAAUAUAUUUAUCGAUGAUUUCCUCUUUUUCGAUUUUCUUACAGUAUCACUUAAGUCUAUCCUGCCUUGUAGGAAAAAUCAGUGAUUAAAACGACAGCGGGAAUGUUAUUGAAUUAAGAAAAUUGUAUGAAGUUUAAAAUUGAUAAAAGAAAAAAAUCAAAAAAAAGGGAAAAACUUUAUGAAAAUCCAAAAAGUUAUGUCUACUUAUAUUUAUCUAAAUACUUAUAUAACAUAUUACACUUAAUAAUUUAUAAAAAACAAAAUAAACAAAAAUUAAGAAAAGCAUGAAGCUAUAUUAUAUUACACUGGAACACUAAUUAUCACUAUUUUAUUAUUCUAAUCUUGCAGUAGUUUUCAAUUCGUAGUUAAGCGUAAAAUCUUGUGUUUCGUGUUUCAUUUCCUCUAAGUCAAUACUCUAAAUUAAAUAAAGAUAUCACACACAGUAAGAUGAGCCAACGUAUUCCUUAAAAUUGAUAACCAUUUACCAACUUGUUUGUCAUCAAACCAUCAGCACAAGACAAAAGACAAUUUUAGACCAAUACCAUAUACCGUUCUAUUAUCGCUGUACGCAUAACUGUCCCACGGGCUACGGAAUUUCCUAUGCACAUUUUUAGCACACCGCAAAAAAAUUCAAUCUGAAGGAAAUACCCCCCCCCCCCCCUCUUUUGUGACAAAUGUUAAAGUACCCACACGAUUUUUACAGUAAGCGGCAAGUCACGGCGGGUAACCUAGCACAAAGUUUCAAUAGCCUACCGCUCGCCAGCAGUUAUUGAAACUCGCCUAGCCGCUAUUUUGUUCACUGGGUAAGCUCAGAUGCACAUCAUUUGGACAAUUUUAGACCCACGUUUAUUUCGUUUGAAGUGUAUAACAUUCGCACUAUGUGGAAAACUUAGGAAAAAAAUAUAUUAAAUGCUAUGACUUUUGAAGUAGCACUCAUAAAAUUUCAUUUUAUGCCUUAUAUUAAUGUAAAUAUUAUCAUUUCAACGGAAAUAUAUUUGUUUCUCGAAAAAUACAGAAAGCUGGAGUUUAUAAGAGCGGUGGAGCCGUUAAAACUUAUAGCGUUUUCGUUUUUUCUUGGUGCUACACCAGUGUAGUGCAAAGAAAGAGAUAGACUGAUUACACCCAAGUUUGAAUGAGUGUAGCAUCGACUACACCGGUGUCGAAAACCAAAAUGCUAUUAGUAAAAGUGCAAUUUUUGGCAUCUUUCAUUAAUUAUUCUUUCAAACUGGGUUUCAACAACAUUUCAAAAGUAUAAGAAAUACUUCAGAUUGUUGGUCCGCACUUGGGAGCGCAAUUCUGUUGAAGAAAGUGUAUAGCUAUGUCUAAUGGGGUGUGAGUUAUUCAAGAUUUUGUUAAAUAGCGUUUUGAAAUUUUUAGCUAUUCAUCAAAAUGACACAGUUCUACAAAAUAACAGAGUUGUCAUCAUCUUUCAAUUGUGAAUUUUCGAUAUUUUGGUCCAUUUGUGGCUGUCCCGUUUAAAUAAUAGAACCUUCAAUUCCAAAUCCGGUUUCAUCAAACUACGACUCGCACGAAGUAAGCGAAAUGUGCGUUCCGGUCAUCAAACUGAAUUGCAAGGGAGAGAAAGUGACGUGUAGCCCAUUACACUUCCGGAAGCAACGUGGAACGUGUUUUUUGCAUAGGAUAUAGAAAGGAUCUUCGCAUGCUGGAUACCGGUGAGACCGUUUCAUGUAUCUUUUUCAAACAAUUUAAAUAUCAUGGCAAUAUGGCCUGUAUUAAGCAAUAACAUUUUUUUCGUUUUUUGAUAUCUCCAUCAUCUAUGGAAACUGCUUCGGUUCCAAGCGUUUUCUAUAAGUAAAUGAUAGGACUAUUACGAAAUAAAAACGCUUGUAAGGACGUGUCCAGGUGUGUGGAGUGGAGCGGGUCUACGUCAUUGUAGAUCGUGGCGUGGCCCAAUAUGGCAAUUGAUAUGCUCAAUUCUGCAACUCCAUCUACGAUUUGUGCAGGUGCUCGUGCUAUGUUAUAUGCUAUGAUAUACUAUGUUCUACAAAAUAAAACAAUGAAAUUGACCGCAUAUUGUUUUUCGUAAAAUAGUUGAAAAAUGGCGCUUUUCGUUUCCCUAUAGUAUACCAGAAUCGGCUUUUACGAGCAAUCGACGAUUUUUUUAAAUUAUUAAGUAUAAUAAUAACCACCCAACGGGAUUGAAAAAAAAACGAAAAUCAAAAGAAAAUAUGUUGAGUUAGUAGCAAGUUAUAGCAUAUAUUUGAAUGCUAAAUUGAAUGGCGUAUUCAGAUUUUGUAUCUAAUGUAACCUUAAAAAGAAAAAAAAUGCAGAAGAGUGAGGUGAAUGUUAUCGCAAAGUUAUCGUUAUAUUUAUAACUGAUAAUGCAAAAAAUCAUUAAAAUCUGAAUCCAAAAAAUUCACAUUUUACAAAGUUUUGAUGGCUCUGCCGCUCUUGUAAUUCAAAAAUUGUACAAACUUACUCACCAAAUGUCUUCAUUUGGAUCCCCAUAAAAAUAAAAAAAGCUGAACAAAUCUAAAACAGUUCAGGAGCACUUCAACAGCAUGAAUUUGAAAUUUUACCCAAAAUCAACCCAUUUUUCAAAAAAUCAAGAGUCGCCACCAGUAAAGAGCGUAUUAGUAAACUCACCCCUAAGAAGAAAGUGGUCCUAAUAAUGUACCGCUCAUUUAAGAAGUGAUCUCGAUGGCUUUUUAACAUAAUGUCAUUUUAGACGCCCUGUUUGACAUUUGUCAUAAUAUGAUGGGGUGCCUUUGUGAUUUGGGAAAUAAGUGUUUUUUGCAAUGCUCUAAUGCACAUGACACAAUUAUGCGUAGAUCGGCAGUCCAGGUACUGGUAUAGGGAUCAUCUAUCACUUCUGUACGUAAGCCUGGCCUUUCUUUAGCAACCACCAUCAAUUCUACUUCAAAUUUUCGCACAAGUACUGAUCAAUAAUGAUUGAUGUUUUCGGGUCUAGAUUGCGGAUAUAUUUCGUUAAUGUGUACUAUGAACAACUUGGAUGGGACUAUGUACAUAAGUGAUAGGUUGCCCUUCCUUCCCCACAGCAAAAGAAAACAAACUAUUCAAACUCACCUGCAAGCUGAUUUAGAUAACAUUUAUCAAAGAUGAACGCAAAAACAAUAGUAAUUGGACAAUUGCUGCACAGGAAAUUGAGUCCUUUCUGAAUCCUUAUUUUUACGUUUUAGUGCUUGAACCGUGUGGAACGAUUUGUAAUGUGUAUACUUGUUAUAGAUACAAUGGUCACAGCUAAGGACGAUCAAAUCGUCGCAUAGAAUGCCUUCGCUGAAACUAAGAAACUUAACUUGUUACUUUUUAUACUUGUCCAGUUUUUGAUUUUUACUAUUGAAUUGCUACGAUAUAAUUUUAUUAUAUUAGUUAGAAAUAAUGUAUUGUGAAGAAGCUCUCAUUUUUAUAAAAAAUAAAGGUUUAACAUAAAAAUUAUUGAAAAAAAUGAAAAUUAAAAAAAAACGAAAAGUGACAAAUAGCAAAAAUAUUAAUGUGAACACAGUAGAAUUAUUACCGCAUCGAGUAGACUUUCUCAGUGUUUUUUCAUCUCCAACAUUUUUUUUCUUUCACAAUUUAGUAGCAUGCAGUCUGGCAAACCUUACAUAACAUAAUGUUGCUCCAGAGAAUUUCUCAUAAAAUUCUUAUCGUAAGAAGGAAUCUUAUCAAUCGAAUUGAAAUACGGCGGUUAGAUUUUAUGAGUGGUUUAUAAAUCCAUUCGUUUGAAAAAGAGAUGCACCGUUGCGUAGGAUGAUGAUGCCAAUAUUGAGCUGUUGAGCAAUUCUAAUAUAAACUAGAUGUCCUCAUAAUAGGACCGUGGUAAAAAUAAACCUACGUAACAUGCAAUCUGAGGAACACGGGUAAAAAUAAUGUGGGUAACAAAAUCAGCUGCUCAUGACGAUAUUUGUAACACAAUUGCAACUAGUAUAAGCGUGAAAAAUACGUGUUCAAGACAACCACAAGCGCGAAAUAUUAGGUAUCUCUCGUGGACUGCACCGACAGUAUCAAAAAUAAUAUUCAUUGAUAAUGGUGAAGUCAUUAUUCGUAGAUUUUAUCUCAAUACUGAAAAAGCUACUUAUACGUUCCCACAUAUGAAUAACUAGCAGAAGCAGGUGCCAUAUUGUAACAUCUCUUUUUUUCGUCUGUAACAUAUUCACGAAAAAUGCUUGUUUGAGAAUAUAUAAUUAAAGUUCCAUUCAAUGUCGAGGGAGCGCGUCGUUUGGCGUAAGUUCAUUUGGCAUAACAGCAGGUGACACAUGCUUUCGUUUGACAUAAUGUUCAUUUGGCAUAAGAGUCGUUUGACAAAAUUGGAAAUAUACAUUGAAAUCUUUGUUAUAUUAGGCGUGGACGCCUAAUGUGGCUACGCCACAUCGUUUUAAGCAUGGUGCUGCCCGACAUUGCUCUGCUCCGACGGACUUAAACUAGUUGACAGCCCCUAUGUUUGAGUAACUCAGGCAAACGAGUGGGUCAUAUGUUUGCUUGUGAGGGUCGCCGCUUCGACGGUGGGUCGACGGCCACCUCGCCCGGCGUAUCCUCAGCGGAUUUGCACCGCUUCGGAUACUUGGUCUCGGUUAUGCGAGCCCAGGUCUAUUUGGUAUAUAGAUUCAAAGAACUGCUUAUGCUUGAAAGGAGGAAUCAACCUCAAACCUUCAGUAAACCGGGGGAACGAGUGAAUCACUAGUUUAUUUGCGAGGGCUAUUCGGUAUUGAAAUUCAAAGAAUUGCUGAUGUCUGGUAUCAACCCUUAUGUUUAUGAAAAAAUAUAUGAAUAUAUUUGCCAGAAACAUAAGGGUUGAUUCCUUCUUUCAGCCAUGAGCUGUUCUUUAAAUUUGUAUUCACAAUAGCUCUCGCAAGUAGGCUGGUGAUACACUCGUUUGCCCGGUUUACCCAAACCUAGGGGUUGACUCCUUCUUUCAAACACGAGCAGUUCUUUGAAUCUGCAUGCCAAAUAAGUUCGCAAGUAAACUGUUGAACUGCUCGUUUGCGCGGUGUAUUUAAACAUUAGGGUUGAUGAUUGUUCUUUCAAACAUGAACAGUUCUUUGAAUCUAUAUAUACCGUAUAGCCCGUGGAUUUGUCGCAUAAGCGAGACCAAGGAUCCGAAGCGACGCAAAGCCGUCGGAAGCGGCGGCCCUUUGCAAGCAAACCUGUUUGCCCGGAUUACUCAAACAUAGGGGCUAUCAACUAGUUUAAGUCGGACGGAGCGGAACGAUGUCGGACAGCACCAAACUUAAAGCGAUGUGGUGUUGCCACAUUAGGCAUCAACGCCUAAUAACAGAGAAUUCAAUGUAUAUUUCAAAUUAUGCCAAAAAACGGGACGAGCAUAGUGUAGUUGGCAAAUCGAUUGCCUUGUACGCAACUUCCCUGGGUUCGAUUCCCAACCCCGCACAUAGGGUUAGAGAUUUUUCCAAAAAGAGAUUUCUUUAAAACGAAAAGAGGCGAAUGACCCUAAGGUUAAACCAAACGACCAUUAUGCCAAACGAAAGUAUGUGCCAGCUGCUGAUAUGCCAAACGACGUACUUCCCAAUGUCGAGGAGUACUUGAUGUAACCGAGAUUAUGAUUAUCUGAUGAACUGCAUCUUAUGCAUAAGUAAACUACUGCUUGUUUUUAAAUUAGGAUCGGUGCUGCUAACACCAGCUGCGCCAGUGUAUCAAUAAAGAGAAAUAACCGUUUUACAGCCUCUAUUUCUCUCAGUAUACUGGCGAUGUAUUAGUUCCAGUAAAAAAAUCAAUAUUAAUGUCUCGACUAUUAUAAAGAAGUUUAGUAGAAAUGUGACUAGGAUGGAUAUUAUCACCCGUAAAUCGUUAGGUAAUCAUAAAUCUUCAAUACUAAGAACUGUGAUUUCGUCGUUGAAUUCGUAAAUUAUACAAAUUUUCUCUCGCAACGUGUUUUGAUUUAAAGGUCCCAAUUUGAAAAACUUCAAUGUUGUUACAACAAUCGACGGACCUUUCAAACAAAGCUUUGGCAUUCUGGUUGUGACGGAGUGUUCUGUUUGUGUUGUAGUCACGUGAUGCGUAUUGAAAUGACACAGUAAGAACAUGAGUAUUAAGAAGUGUAGCGUAAUGUUAGCAGAUGUAUAAGCAGAGAGACGAAUAGUGUGUAACACUAUUGCGAACAAAGCAAAUAAACAUUAAUGAUGCCUUGAAGGAAUAAAUAUUGUACAUUCAUCCGUAGCGAAACUUAAAUUAGCCAGUGUUUAGAUAAAUUGUGGUUUUAAGUGGCAUUCUAAGCUUUAUUUAUCAUUAAAGCUAGUUUCAGAACUAAUUCGGAAAUACAAAUCAUUUGCAAAAUAAAUCCAACACUCACGAUACGAUACUUUGAAAAAGAUAAUUAGAAUCAUUCAAAGUGAUACAUUGGAAGCGGUUGCCAAAAUGCUAGUGUUGAUAUCAUAAUAAAGGAAAUGUUGCCGUUUUGGUUUGUUGUCACUAUUAGUCUCUCUGCCUAUUCUCCGAAAGGCAGUUGUUCAAUAAGAUCAUGUUCUGCUGCAUGUUUUGGAAUAUUUAGUUCUACUAAUAUCGUUUUUUGUACAAACAAUCGUCUUUGAAAAACAGUACCUUUCUGUAUUAAUGCAAGAAAUAUUUAUUUUGUUCAGAAACGUUGUGAAGAAUCACUGAGAAAGAUACAUCCGACGGCUAUACCUAGAUCAUAAAUAAUAAUAACAAAUUAUAUUAUAACAAAAAAAAACAAACAAAAUUUAAAAAAAAAUAUAAAAAUAAAAAAACACAAAAAACUAUUAUUGAUGAAAAUUAGUAUUUAACGUAAUUGUAUAUGUAAAAAUAAAUAUAUUUGAAAUAUGACAUGAAAAUUCAACCAGAAAAAAAUAAGUAACAUAACUAUCUGAAAACUUGCGAGAUAUAUGCAAAACAAAAUUAUAUGAAUGUACUUUUAUUGGUGAUGAAAAAACACUUUAAAACUGAAAAGAACGUCUUGUUUAUGACAAACUA